Molecule: messenger RNA, 3887 nt
Organism: Elephantulus edwardii (Cape elephant shrew)
Lineage: Eukaryota; Metazoa; Chordata; Mammalia; Macroscelidea; Macroscelididae
Gene: ADAM22
Product: ADAM metallopeptidase domain 22
Exons: 31
Coding region: 219-2921 (900 amino acids)
Biological process (GO): proteolysis
Cellular component (GO): postsynaptic density membrane
Molecular function (GO): metalloendopeptidase activity
Source: RefSeq, a predicted model, not a curated record
ACUCGCUCGCUCCCCCCGCCAGCGGAAGCGCCCGCGGAGCACAAUGCAGCACUGAGGCAGCGCCGCGGUGGAGGCUGCAGCGCCGUGGCCGCCGAGGCACCGGCCAGGGCUGGGAGGGGGCUGCCGAGACGAGCCUGGGGGCGCCGGACGACGUGGCCAGACCCUGCUGCCCAUGAGGAGCUGAGCGUCCGCGGCCAGGCGGGCUGACGGGCAGCGCCAUGCAGGCGGCGGCGGCGGCUGCGUCCGUGCCCUUCUUGCUGCUCUGCGCCUUGGGGACCUGUCCCCUGGUGCGCUGCAGCCGGGCAGGAGACGCCUCGUUGACAGAGCUGGAGAGGAGGAACGACAACCGCUUCCUGGAGCGCCAGAGCAUCGUACCGCUCCGGCUCAUCUAUCGCUCCAGCGGUGGGGACGAAACUCGCCACGGCGCGCUCGACACGCGGGUGCGCGGCGACCCCGGCGGGCGGCAGUUGACUCAUGUUGACCAAGCAACCUUCCAGGUUGAUGCCUUUGGAACAUCAUUCAUUCUUGAUGUCAUGUUAAACCAUGAUUUGCUGUCCUCUGACUACAUAGAGAGAUAUGUUGAACAAGGGGGCAAGAUUGUGGAAGUUAAAGGAGGGGAACACUGUUACUACCAGGGCCGUAUCCGGGGAAGCCCUUCCUCAUUUGUGGCUUUGUCAACAUGCCAUGGACUUCACGGGAUGUUCUAUGAUGGGAACCACACGUAUCUCAUUGAGCCAGAAGAAAACGACACAUCCCAAGCGGAUUUACGAUUCCAUUCCGUUUACAAAUCCAGACUGUUUGAAUUUCCUUUGGAUGAUCUUCCAUCUGAAUUCCAACAAGUCAACAUCACUUCACCAAAAUUUAUUGUGAAGCCAAGACCGAAAAGGAGUAAAAGGCAGCUUCACCGAUAUCCUCGGAACGUAGAGGAGGAAACCAAAUAUAUUGAACUGAUGAUUGUGAAUGAUCAUCUCAUGUUUAAAAAACACCGUCUUUCAGUAGUGCAUACUAAUACCUAUGCGAAAUCAGUGGUGAACAUGGCAGAUUUUAUAUAUCAAGACCAACUUAAGACAAGGAUAGUAUUGGUUGCCAUGGAAACCUGGGCAGCUGACAACAAGUUUGCCAUAUCUGAAAAUCCAUUGAUCACCCUACGUGAGUUUAUGAAAUACAGGAGAGAUUUUAUCAAAGAGAAAAGUGAUGCAGUUCACCUUUUUUCGGGGAGUCAAUUUGAGAGUAGCCGGAGCGGGGCAGCUUAUAUUGGUGGGAUUUGCUCAUUGCUGAAAGGAGGAGGCGUGAAUGAAUUUGGGAAAACUGGUUUAAUGGCAGUUACACUUGCCCAGUCCUUAGCCCAUAAUAUUGGUAUCAUUUCUGACAAAAGAAAGUUAGCAAGUGGUGAGUGUAAAUGUGAAGACACUUGGUCUGGUUGCAUCAUGGGAGAUACUGGCUAUUAUCUUCCUAAGAAGUUCACCCAGUGUAAUGUUGAAGAGUACCAUGACUUCUUAAAUAGUGGAGGUGGCGCUUGCCUUUUCAACAAACCUUCUAAGCUUCUUGACCCUCCGGAGUGUGGCAAUGGUUUCGUUGAAACUGGAGAGGAGUGUGACUGUGGGACUCCUACAGAAUGUGCCCUGGAAGGAGCGGAGUGCUGUAAGAAAUGCACCUUGACCCAGGACUCACAAUGCAGUGAUGGCCUUUGCUGUAAAAAGUGCAAGUUUCAGCCUAUGGGGACUGUGUGCCGAGAAGCAGUGAAUGAUUGUGAUAUUCAUGAAACGUGCUCAGGAAAUUCAAGCCAGUGUGCCCCUAACAUACAUAAAAUGGAUGGAUACUCAUGUGAUGGUGUGCAGGGAAUUUGCUUUGGAGGAAGAUGUAAAACGAGGGACAGACAGUGCAAAUACAUCUGGGGGCAAAAAGUGACUGCGUCGGACAAGUACUGCUAUGAGAAACUGAAUAUUGAAGGGACUGAGAAGGGCAACUGUGGCAGAGACAAAGACACCUGGAUACAGUGCAACAAGCGGGAUGUGCUUUGUGGUUACCUUUUAUGUACAAAUGUGGGUAAUAUCCCAAGGCUUGGAGAACUCGAUGGUGAAAUCACAAGUACUUUAGUUGUACAGCAGGGAAGAACAUUAAACUGCAGUGGUGGGCAUGUUAGACUGGAGGAAGAUGUAGAUCUUGGCUAUGUGGAGGAUGGUACACCUUGUGGUCCCAAAAUGAUGUGCUUGGAACACAGGUGUCUUCCUGUGUCUUCCUUCAACUUCAGUACCUGCUUGACCAGUAAAGAAGACACUAUUUGUUCCGGAAAUGGAGUGUGCAGUAAUGAAUUGAAGUGUGUUUGUAACAGACACUGGAUUGGUGCAGACUGCAACACUUACUUCCCAUACAAUGAUAACACAAAGACUGGCAUAACUCUGUCUGGCAAUGGUGUUGCUGGUACCAAUAUCAUAAUUGGUAUAAUUGCUGGCACCAUUUUAGUGCUGGCUCUCAUAUUAGGAAUAACAGCAUGGGGAUAUAAAAACUAUCGAGAACAGAGGUCAAAUGGACUCUCUCAUUCUUGGAGUGAAAGAAUUCCAGACACAAAGCAUAUUUCUGACAUCUGUGAAAAUGGACGCCCUCGCAGUAAUUCUUGGCAAGGUAACCUGGGAGGCAACAGAAAGAAAAUCAGAGGCAAAAGAUUUAGACCUCGGUCUAAUUCAACUGAGUAUUUAAACCCAUGGUUCAAAAGAGACUAUAAUGUAGCUAAGUGGGUAGAAGAUGUGAAUAAAAACACUGAAGGACCAUACUUUAGGACUUUAUCUCCUGCCAAGUCUCCUUCUUCAUCAACUGGGUCUAUUGCCUCCAGCAGAAAAUACCCUUACCCAAUGCCUCCACUUCCUGAUGAGGAGAAGAAAGCUAACCGACAAAGUGCCAGGCUAUGGGAGACAUCCAUUUAAGAUCAACUGUUUACAUGUGACACAUCGAAACUGUUUACUUCAACUUUUAUAGAAACCCAGCCUCAUGAAAUCACCGCAAAUCUAUCUGCUCUUCAGACACCACGGAGACUCUCGGGGACACUACGAAGGAGAGGAAGCCAAUUAUCACAUCUGGAUAUCAUAUUCUUUUUGUCACUGGCUUAGAAGUUAACAGAACCAUGUAAAGAACCACCAAAACGUUAUACAGUAAGGGGACUGGGAUGGUAAUGGUUAAUCCGCAUGGCAGAGCUACGUAGACGCUAUCACUAACAUUAACUCUCCUGCCCCCAAAGUAGCAAGCUUCCUAAUGACUAUACUGGAUUCAGAACUCAACAGUCUGAAGCACAUCCUCAUUGUAGGCGGUAAUGCUAUGUGCAUGAAGCUUCUGUUUAUUGUUUUCCACACUUAUGGAAACAACAUCCCAUAAUAGAAACUAGCAUGCAGGACUAAGGUAUAUAGGAUUUUCCUGCAGGACUUUUAAGCUUUGAGAGGCCAAUAUCUCAUAUCUAACUUUAAACAUGUAUUUUUAUUUUGUUGGGUUUGUUUUUUUUUUACCUUUCAUAUUUAUAUCAGCAUACAAAGACAACUGUAUAUAUGUAAACAUUUUUAAAAUUAAAAAAAAAACAACUGUUACACACAAGUGUAUUUUGCCAAAUGCCUAAAGAUAGUUAAAAGCCCUAUCAUCAUCUAGCAAAUGAUCCUUAUGGAUUGUAUGCGGAUGAUGUUGUAAAUAUAGUGGUCAAUGCUGUAAAUUUGUCUCUCCAUGUUUAAUAUUUGUCCAAAACCUGUGCUGCCCCUUAAACUGUGGACAGUCAGGAGGCAAGGUUUUGUGAGUGUUUUGUUGAGCAGGAGAACAAAGUGCCCAACAAACCCUGAGACCCCCAUUGCUUGGAGUCCGGCAGUGAAGUGACUUGUCUUGCUGCUGUUGGGCAGCUGAUUCCUGGCAAU